Molecule: messenger RNA, 5241 nt
Organism: Alternaria hordeiaustralica
Lineage: Eukaryota; Fungi; Ascomycota; Dothideomycetes; Pleosporales; Pleosporaceae
Exons: 6
Coding region: 1-5241 (1746 amino acids)
Biological process (GO): phosphorelay signal transduction system; protein autophosphorylation
Molecular function (GO): histidine phosphotransfer kinase activity; protein binding; phosphorelay sensor kinase activity
Source: RefSeq, a predicted model, not a curated record
AUGUACAUCAGCGAGGCGGACGUAACGACGGAAUUUCACCAGAGAUUGCGCCAUUACCUCAGGAACAGUGGAGUUUGGGCGGUGUUACGAACCUACCUUGAUCUACCGGAAUGGCUCUUGAACACGAACGGAAAGAGUCCGCAACAGAAGGACAUGGAGCCCACUAAGGACUUGACUCGACGGGCAUCAUCUCCUGCCGUUCACUGCGGAUCAGCUGGACAUACUGCCGAGGCUUGGCUACGAAGCGGAGGUGCUUCGAAAUCUUCCAGAUUCAUGAAUGUCUUCAUAGAUGUUCUACGACUGCUGGCAAUGCACAAGCUCUGCACAUGGAGUUUGGAAGAUGUCCAGUAUGCUGAUCCCGAAAGCGCUGAGCUGAUUCAUCACAUCGUGCAAGCCAAAAUUCCGCUUGUUCUUAUGCUCACGUACAGCGACGAAGAGACCCUACCCCGAGAACUCACCCCACUACUGCGUCACGCUACCAGAGUACAGCUUCUUCCUUUUGUAGAGGCCCAGACGGCCGACUACGUGGCUGAGACGCUCCAUCGGGACCAUCAGUAUAUCCUUCCUCUAGUAGCGGUAAUUCAGGAAAAGUCUCGAGGUAACCUCUUCUAUAUACGCGAGAUACUGGACACUUGCUAUCGGAAACGCUGCGUGUACUACGAGUGGCGCGAGAACACCUGGGUUUUCGACCUAGACAAAGUCUUCGCCGUUUUCGAGAGUCCAGAGUAUGGAUCAUCCGUUACGACUGACUUUAUAACAAAGCGGUUGACAGAAUUACCAUCUUCCAGUAGGAAGCUCUUGGCGUGGGCAUCCCUCCUGGGUGGCACGUUCUCGUUCGAACUUCUGAAGAAGCUCCUUCAGCCUGCGAACAAGCCCGCAGCUCAUGGGAGGCUACCACUAUUCGAGAGAGACGAGUGUGCCGUCACAGCUCUCGAUGCAGCACUGAAAGCCUACGUACUCAUGCCUGCUGAGCAAGAUGCUCGAUUCAGAUUCAGUCACGAUCGGUACCUUACAGCGGCUGUGAAUUCCCUCGACAAGGAAUGGGAUACGCAGUUGAUGCACUUCACCAUUGCCAAGAUGAUAACUUCCGGCGAGGAGUACAACGACGACUCAACGUCAGGCUCCAAGGCUUUGUACAUGCAGAGUCGUCACAUCUGUCUCGCUGCAGAACUGAUCAAGACCAAGGAAACAGUGCGAGCUCCAUUCCGUGAUAUGCUGUAUCAAGCUGGAGAAACUGCAUGCGAGUCGGGCGCGCGAUCAACUGGCAUCUACUACUUCGCGCACAGCCUCAUGCUUCUGCAAGACGAUCCAUGGGACGACAAUAGGCCGGACGUAUCCUACCAAGAGACGUUGCAGCUCUUUGUGCGCUCGGCAGAAUGCUAUUGGCACCAGGGCAUGUUCGAUGAGGCUCUUAGCUUGAUCCGGACGACCUUCCAGCAUGCCCGCGAUCCCUGCGAUAUGGCCAGUUCGUUCAUUCUACAAUCUAGGGUGUUUGCUAUUCGCGGCGACAGUUUCGGUGCGUUCCAGGCUCUCAAAGACUGUUUGUCUUUGCUCAAUUCCCCUAUUCCUCCGACAACAUGGGAGGCGUGCGAUGCUCAGUUUCAGCAGAUAUAUGGCACGCUUCAGAACAUCGAUAAGGAAGAACUGCUCAAGCGGCGUCCGUCUCCCGACGACCGUGUCCUGAUGACUAUUGGGCCUGUCUUCAUCGAACUCCUUAGUGCGGCGUUCUGGUCGAACAGCCUGCUUUUCUAUCAGGCGACGCUGAAGCUUAUCACCGUCCAUCUCGAAAAGGGUACCAUGUCACAGGUUGCCCUUGCAUACGUGCAUCUGGGCACUGUUGCGGGCGGUCGUUUCGGAAUGACGAAUUUCGCAGUCGACAUGGGUGCGAUUGCAAAGCGAAUCUUUCAGAUGUUCCCUGAAGACUACUACACCCUGGGAAGAGGUCAAACUUUGCAGCCAAUGUUUCUGGGUCACUUGGAAGCGCCUGUAGGCGAUCUGAUACCGAGCUUAGAAGCAGCCUUGCAGGCUUCACUAACUGCCGGCGAUCGCAUCCUCACACUUCUAAAUCUUGGUGUACAGGCUCACUUUAGGGUCAUGGCUUCAUACGACGUCGCAGAAUUGGAGGCCUGGAUUGAGGAAACACCGCUCGAUAUGCGAAACUGGCAGAAAGACAUGCGUGGAGGAGUUUUCCUCACGGCUGCUCGUCAAUAUGCAAGAGCGCUCCAGGGAAAGACUGACUCAAGCAACGCUCUUUCCCUCCUCUCGGACCACGAUCACAAUGAGGUCGAGUACAUUGAGUUCCUCGAAAAUACGGCCAGCAAUCCGAAGCGUCCCAAGUCUAUAUAUCUUGCAACCAAACUUCCGUUGUUGGUACUCUAUGGUCAUCAUUCGGAUGCAGUGGCUCUUGGGGAGAUGCUACUUCCGAUGCUGAGCAGUCUUUGGUCAGAAAGACUCAAUUACUCGGUCCGAUACUACUUAUCGUUGGCAUACAUGGCUGUUCUCCGAGAGAAGUCCGCUCAUAGCCGGAGAGACGAGAUGGUAAAACAUGUUCAUGAGACCCUCAAAUUGCUCGAGACAUGUUGCACCACCACUGAUGUCAACUACCGGGGCUGGAUACAUCUUCUCACUGCCGUCCUUGGGGAUGUUAAUGCCGAUCCGCAAUCCGCGCUGGAGAAUUAUGAGGCUGCCAUGGAGCAUAGCGAACGUUACGAAUUUGCAUUGGACGAAGCGUUUGCUCUCGAGCUCUACACCGGAUGGUUGGUAGACAAGAAGGCCUACAGGGCGGCCCGACAUUCUUUGAAAGACUGCAUCUCGGUAUAUCGGAGGAUGUCAGCAUACGGAAAAGCAAAUCACUUCGCGAGUCGGUAUGAGUGGCUAGUGCGUAGCAGCGCCUCGCUCACGACAGUGGACCAAGCUGUACAAACCUCCCUCGUAGACACGGGUAACACGGCCUUCAGACUGGAGCAAAAUGAUCAUGAUCAACUUCUGGGCGCGGAGACUGCAGUCGAUCGAACACAGAACUGGAUUGUCCCGGAAACACGGCGCCAAGAGUCUGCUCCAGCUCUACACAACGGUCUCUCCGCUGUCGGUCUGGACAUGCUAGACCUAUCCUCAAUCUUGGAGUCGAGUCAAGUCUUGUCUAGCGAGCUCGUCGUCGAUAAAUUGAUGGCGAAGAUGAGUACCAUUUUGCUUGAAUCUACGGGCGGUACCUUGUGCGGCAUAGUGAUUGAAGACUCACAAAUCGAAUGGUCGAUCGCAUGCGUUGCCACCAACGAGCCUGACAACGACAGUGGGGUCUCUUCCGGCGUCACAUCCUUCCCUGCCAGUCAACCUUUAGAUACUGUGGACGAUGUUGUUGCGCGGCAAGUGACGCUCUACACACUCCGCUUCCGAGAGAUAGUCUUCGUCCAGAACCUACUAGAAGACGACCGCUUCUCCAAUGUUUCUGACGCCUACCUUCAACGGAACCCCGAGGGGAAAGCAGUCAUCUGCAUCCCGAUUCUGCACAGCGAUCACCUUCUUGGUUCAAUAUACGUCGAGGGCCCGCCGAAUUCGUUUACCGAACGUAACACCCAGGUGCUUCGGUUACUGGUGAAUCAAAUUUCCAUCUCCUUAGCCAAUGCACUGCUUUUCAAAGAGGUGGAAAGAGUAUCCGCAAGCAACGAAGCCAUGCUUGAAAUGCAGAAACGCGCUUUGUCACAGGCGCGGGCAGCAGAGAUCAAGGCGAAAGAGGCUGAAGCCAUAGCUGUGCGUAACAUGAAGCUGAAAGAAGAAGCCGCGAAGGCAAAGAGUUUGUUCCUGGCCAACGUGUCGCACGAGUUGCGUACUCCCUUGAACGGCGUGAUUGGUAUGUCUGAGCUGUUGAAGGCUUCACCGCUAAACUCGGAACAAACUGGAUACGCCGAUUCAAUUCGUGUCUGCGCCGAUACGCUGCUCUCGAUCAUUAACGACCUUCUGGAUUACUCCAAGCUCGAGGCUGGCAAGAUGAAUGUCUUGGAGAUGCCCAUUUCAUUGAGCGAAACAAUUGCGGAAGUAGUCCGCGCUUUGGCCUACACGAACGCCGAAAGAGGCCUCAAAACCAUUGAGCAAUUGCAUCUGGAUCCAGAGAUGCUCGUUAUGGGCGACCCUGUCCGACUGCAUCAGAUUCUCAUGAACUUGCUGUCCAACAGCUACAAGUUCACGCCACGAGGAUCUGUCACUGUCCGCGCUGUUGUUGACCAAGAGACAGACGACUGGGCAGAUGUGACAUGCAGCGUUAUCGAUACUGGCAUUGGUAUUCCAGACGAACAGAAGCAAAAAUUGUUCCUUCCUUUCUCGCAGAUAGAGUCCAGCUCUGCUAGGAGCUACGGUGGCACUGGCCUUGGUCUGAGUAUUUGCAAAGCCCUCAUAGAGAACGUUAUGCAUGGUACAGUACGUCUCGACAGCCAGCCAGGCCAAGGUACAACGGUCACCUUUUCGUUGCGAUUCAAGAAAGUGCCGAAAGCGCAAGCAGGCAGUCAGCAGCAAAGGACACGAGAGCCAGACCCUAUGGCUAGGUUCUCAAGCCAGGAGAAUAACGGCCAUGAGCAACUGUCGGGUUCCUGCAUCGAUCUUUCCACGAUACCCAGACGAGAACUACGGGUCUGCAUCGCAGAAGACAACUUGAUCAACCAGCGCAUCGCAAUCAGCUUCGUGCAAAAGCUUGGCUUCAAAUGCGACGCUUAUCUCGACGGAUACAAGACUAUCGACGCUCUUGAGCGUGCUUCGGAGAAUGGUCGCCCCUUCCAUCUUAUUCUCAUGGAUGUGCAAAUGCCGCAUUGUGAUGGCUACGAAGCUACGAAACUGAUUCGCAAGCAUCCCAAUCCCGAGAUUCGAAAUGUACUCAUCAUUGCCAUGACCGCUUCCGCUAUUCAAGGAGACCGCGAGAAGUGCCUGGAAUCCGGCAUGAACAAUUACCUCGCGAAACCGGUUCGCGCGCAGACGCUCAAAGCGCUACUGGACUCAUACCUGAACAAGAACAAGGAGGUGGAAGAAAUCCCCAAUCUUGCGAUCGAGGCGAAAAAGUUGGUCAAACAAGCAUUGAACGAAGCUGAAGCGCUGCCUGAUGUCACGAGUGGACACAGGGAUCUCGAGAAAGACGUGCAGCAUGGAAAUGCUGCAGAACACGGGACGAAGCUGGAAAGGCCGUCCAGUGUUCGUAUGAGCACCACCCAACACAUAUUACCCAACGGCAAGACGGAGCCUGUACCGCCUUCCGAGUAA